Molecule: messenger RNA, 4674 nt
Organism: Budorcas taxicolor (takin)
Lineage: Eukaryota; Metazoa; Chordata; Mammalia; Artiodactyla; Bovidae
Gene: TTLL4
Product: tubulin tyrosine ligase like 4
Exons: 19
Coding region: 239-3922 (1227 amino acids)
Biological process (GO): protein polyglutamylation; microtubule cytoskeleton organization
Cellular component (GO): cilium
Molecular function (GO): tubulin binding; tubulin-glutamic acid ligase activity
Source: RefSeq, a predicted model, not a curated record
GCCGCGCCGGCGGCUGAGAGCGCGGGUCGCGUGGCCGUGCGUGGUUGCUAGGGGCGCCUGAGGCCGCCAGCUCGCCCGCAGGCCGAGGGAGGAAGCAGCGCGGAGCCGGCGCCCAGCCGCGGCGAAGCUGAGUCCGCUGGGCUGACGGACUUCAAGGAUGCAGCUGCUACUGCUGGAGGCACCUGGCACCUCACCUGAGCCGGGCCAUGAGGCCAUGUGGCCAUGAUGUGGGCUCCUCAUGGCCUCAGCAAGAACAGAGCACUACGAUAUCAGCCUCCGCCGGGGACACAGCUUGAAGCAGAGUGGGCCCGCAGGCACAGCGCCUACCCCGUCACCUGAGAAACCCUCCGAGGGCAAAGUCUGGGCUCAGGCUCAUCAGCAGGUGAAGCCAAUCUGGCGGCUGGAGAAGAAACACGUGGGGACACUUUCAGCAGGGUUGGGCCCGGGCCUCUUGGGUGCACCCCCGCAGCCAGCGUACUUCUUUUGCCCCAGCUCUCUAUGUAGCUCCGGGACCGCGGCUGUCACUGCGGGCCACAGCAAGUGCUGUUACCUGCACUCCCUCCCAGACCUGUUCAGCAGCACCCUGCUGUACCGCCGCUCCAACUACAGGCACAAAGCAUACCAGCAGCUGGAGUCUUUCUGCUUGCGUUCAAGCCCGUCAGAAAAAAGACCUUUCUCUCUCCCUCAAAAGAGGCUCCCCGUCAGACUCACUGCCAACAAGGCCACAUCUUCCAAGCUCAUCCCCAUGGCAUCCUCAUCCAUGGAACCAUACUCCUCACUGGGAGCGGCCGGGGAAAGUCUUUCAGGGAGGAACCUGGCCUCUGCCAUCUCAGGGAAGACCCCAUCUCCACUCUCCUCUUCUUCAUCUUCCUACAAACCCAUGCUGAACAACAACUCCUUCAUGCAGCCAAAUAGCACUAAAGUGCCUUUAUCGCAGGCCACAGAGGGCCUGAAGCCAGUAUCCUCACCCAAGGUCCAGCUCAUCUCCUGGCAUCACUCAGGGGGCACUGGAGACUGUGCGUCCCAGCCUGUUGAGCGCAAGGCGCCCAAGAGCAGUGGCCCUGCCCUAGACGACACCCCUGCCCACAGCACGCUGUCUACCCCCAGCUCCUUGGACACCUCCAUCACCAGUGUUGCCUCUUCCCUCUACAACCGGAGUAACUUAGUCACCAGGACUGAGUCACAUCCCUACGGCCUGGAUGGUGACCCUGUUUCCCAGACUCUGACUAAGGAGGUUCGGUUCACUGAGGCUGUGAGGAAGCUGACUGCAAGAGGCCUUGAGAAGAAACCAAGGCAAGGCUACCAUUUUGAACAGACUUACUUCAUGAACCCCAGCUUGCAGUGGGAUCUCCUCAACCAGAACAGGCGGUGGAAACCUCCUGUGGCCGGCCAGCAGGUCCCUCAGGAGGACACUGGAGCAGACAACAGGGUCCUCCCUGCAGUCUCAGACCCUGGGGGCUUGGACAGUGCAGUCUUCUGUACCAAACGCAUCAGCAUUCACCUCCUUGCCUCACAUACCAACGGGCUCAGCUAUAGCCCUGCCUGCGAAUCUGCGAUCGAUUCCUCACUUCUUGGAGAAGGCAAGACUCCAGUUCUGCCUUCUCCACCUCAGUCCCUUGGUGUAGCAGAGGUGGCCACCCGCCUCUCUUCCAUCCAUCUGGGCAAACUUGGGAGAGAAGGGCCUAAGGAAGCCAGGGAGCUGAACUCACCUCCUCGGACUGUUGGUUCAGCUAUUGACCUCCAGCUAGACCCAGUUGAAACGGAAGAUCUGGAAGAAGAACUACUAGAUGGUUUGGAAGACUGCUGCAGCCAGGAUGAGAACGAAGAGGAGGAGGGAGACUCAGAGUGCUCCUCGUGCAGUGCUGUCUCCCCCAGCGAGUCGGUAGCAGUGAUCUCUCGGAACUGCAUGGAGUUUCUGACCAAACCCCUUUCCAAUGAGAAAGUUGUUCGACCAGCCCUCAUCUACAGUCUCUUUCCCAACGUGCCCCCCACCAUCUAUUUUGGCACUCCAGAUGAGAGAGUGGAGAAACUUCCCUGGGAGCAGAGGAAGCUGCUCCGGUGGAAGAUGAGCACAGUGACCCCCAACAUUGUCAAGCAGACCAUUGGACGUUCCCACUUCAAGAUCAGCAAGAGGAAUGAUGACUGGCUGGGCUGCUGGGGUCACCACAUGAAGUCUCCUAGCUUCCGAUCCAUUCAGGAGCAUCAGAAGCUAAACCACUUCCCAGGUUCAUUCCAGAUUGGGCGCAAGGACCGACUGUGGCGGAACCUGUCCCGCAUGCAGAGCCGCUUUGGCAAGAAGGAGUUCAGUUUCUUCCCCCAGUCCUUUAUCCUGCCCCAGGAUGCCAAGCUCCUGCGCAAAGCCUGGGAGAGCAGCAGCCGCCAGAAGUGGAUUGUUAAACCACCAGCGUCUGCUCGAGGAAUCGGCAUCCAGGUCAUUCACAAAUGGAGUCAGCUCCCCAAGAGGAGGCCCCUUCUGGUACAGAGGUAUCUCCACAAACCCUACCUCAUCAGUGGCAGCAAGUUCGAUCUGCGGAUCUAUGUUUACGUCACCUCCUACGAUCCUCUACGGAUUUACCUCUUUUCAGAUGGGCUCGUCCGCUUUGCCAGUUGCAAGUAUUCCCCUUCCAUGAAGAGCCUUGGCAACAAAUUCAUGCACCUGACCAACUACAGUGUCAAUAAAAAGAAUGCUGAGUACCAGGCCAAUGAAGAUGAAACAGCCUGCCAGGGCCACAAAUGGGCACUGAAGGCUUUAUGGAGCUACCUGAGCCAGAAGGGAGUCAACAGUGAUGCCAUCUGGGAGAAGAUAAAGGAUGUUGUUGUCAAAACCAUCAUCUCGUCAGAACCCUAUGUGACCAGCCUGCUGAAGAUGUACGUGCGGCGGCCUUACAGCUGCCACGAGCUCUUUGGUUUCGAUGUCAUGCUGGAUGAGAAACUCAAGCCUUGGGUUCUAGAAGUGAACAUCUCCCCCAGCCUCCACUCCAACUCUCCGCUGGACAUCAGCAUCAAAGGCCAGAUGAUCCGUGACCUUCUGAACCUGGCGGGCUUUGUUCUGCCCAAUGCAGAUGAUAUCGCUUCCAGCUCCAGCAGCUCCAGCAGCUCCACCACCAGCCUGCCCAGCUCUCCCAGGGACAGAUGUCGAGUGGCCCCAGAGUACUUCACUGCACAGAAGAUGAAGAAAGCCUAUUACCUGACCCAGAAAAUUCCUGAUCAGGACUUCUACGCAUCUGUGCUGGAUGUCCUGACACCAGAUGAUGUUCGGGUUCUAGUCGAGAUGGAGGAUGAGUUUUCUCGCCGUGGUCAAUUCGAACGCAUUUUCCCAUCUCGAAUCUCUUCUCGCUAUCUCCGCUUUUUUGAGCAGCCACGAUAUUUCAACAUUCUCACCACCCAGUGGGAACAGAAGUACCAUGGCAACAAGCUCAAAGGCAGAUUCUUAGUCACUGGACCACCAGGGAAGUCCGAUUCCGAUUCCAUCCUCUUGAGUCCCACCCUUGUUAAUCUCAUCCUAGGAGUAGAUCUGCUUCGGAGUUGGUGCUACAAAGGGUUCCACACAGGAACCAUCUCUGAUUCUGCUCCAGUGUGGACUCUCCCGGCCUCAGUUCUGACUGUCCCAAAGGCUGAUGUGACACUCAGUGCUUUCUCCAAGCAGGAGACUGUCAAGCUGAGAAAACAUGGCUCCACCGAGCAAAAUAUACCGCUGUCUGAAGAUGGGACCAUGCCCAAGCUGAAGAAGACCCAAGCUGGCCUUUCCCCUCCUCCCAGGAAACUCAGUUCCUCAGAGGACAGUGAGGACACCAGCAAAGAGCCCAGCCUCUCCACCCAGUUGUUACCUGUGAUCAAGUACUCUGGGCAGACUUCAAGACUCUCUGCUUCCACCAGCUCCCAGUCAGCUGGUGGCUCCCUCCUGGCUGCUGUGAGCCUGUGACAGGCCUCUCUCCACUAGCCUGCCCAGGCAUACCAGUGUCAGCUACCUCACGGGAACCGGCCGGCCGGCCAGCCUGAGCCCCGACCCCCUCCACUCUGCCCCUCCUCAGAGUAUUUUUUGAAGUGGUUGAAUUGUAGAGAUGGGUAUUCGGCGGGCUGGAGGGGUGGUUGGGAGGGGGAGAAGGUGAGACAGGUUCACUGGCUGGCACCUCAUAUCUCAGCAGAGAAGCUAAUGAUGGCUACUCAGCCUUAUAAAGCAGGGUUUGGUUUCUACCUUCAGAGAGCCAUGUGUGGUUUGUUUUGGUGCAGUGGUUUUGGUCAAGAGGAGAAGGCAUAUCGAACAUAUUUGGGCCUGAAGUCCCUUGCUCUCUAUAUAAUUGAAGAGGUUCCUCUGAGGGUCCUUAUUUCCUCAGGUCUCACCCUCUCCCCUUCCCAACCCCUAUCCUGAGGAGUCACUUUCAGAAACCUUCAGACUUCCUCAGUACUUGGGCAAACAGAGACCAUGACAUGCAGAACCAGUUUCCUAUCAUCCUUGUUUUGGGGGCAUCACCACCUCAGACCAUUUUUCCUUUCAUGUACCCACCCAGCCAGUAGCCUUUGGUCUUCCUGCUUUGACCUCACAUCACUACUUGUUCAGCUUUCUAGACUUCCCUGUCAAGGAUGUUACCUCUUCAGCUCUUAGCUUUCUGUGAGGUGAGAGCUUCUGUGAACUUUGUGAAUUUCUCAUGGCUGCAGUAAAGGAGCCCAGAUAAU